Messenger RNA from Etheostoma cragini (Arkansas darter), 2186 nucleotides. It is a transcript of the gene slc27a6, whose product is annotated as solute carrier family 27 member 6. The transcript is spliced from 10 exons. The record is from RefSeq and is a predicted model, not a curated record. NCBI's taxonomy places the organism in Eukaryota, Metazoa, Chordata, Actinopteri, Perciformes, Percidae. Gene Ontology annotation, molecular function: long-chain fatty acid transmembrane transporter activity; long-chain fatty acid-CoA ligase activity. Bases 62 to 1933 code for a protein of 623 amino acids.
GGGGGGGGCGGUGUCUCGAGCUGUCUCUGCCGGGUCCUCUCAGUGUUCCACAGCCGCGCACAUGGCUCUGUCUCUGGGCUGGCUCUCGGCCCUAGCCGCGGGGCUUUUCUCCGGGCAUGUUUUACAGAAACUCUGCUUCCCGUACUUCUGGAGGGACCUGUGGUUUCUGCUGAAGGUGGUCCGGUACGGCGUGGGGCUGGAGCUCUCCGCGCUCACCUCCAGCGUGUGCACGGUGCUGGAUCGGUUCAUCCAGCAGGCGCAGCGCAUCCCCGACAAGCCGUUUGUCAUCUUCGAGGGAGGCGUGCACACGUACCGGGACAUCGAUCUACGCAGCAACCGGCUCGCCAAUGUGUUCCUCCAGAGAGUCGGGCUGAGGAAGGGGGACUGCAUCGCCCUGCUCAUGAGCAACGAGCCCGACUUCCUGUGCGUGUGGUUCGGGCUGGCGAAGGUCGGCUGCUCGGUGGCUUUCCUCAACACGAACAUCAGGUCCAGGUCCCUGCUGCACUGCUUCAACUGCUGCGGAGCCAAAACUCUGGUGGUGGGUCCAGAUUUAGUGGACAGUCUGGACGGCAUCCUGCCCAGCCUGCUGGAGGACAACAUCCAGGUGUGGGCCAUGACGAGCCACGCCGAGCACCCACAGGUGCACACUCUGUUGGAUAAGAUGGCCGGCGCCUCGGACCAGGCGCUACCGGCGGAGUUACGCGCCACCACCUCCCUCAAAUCCCCCACCCUCUACAUUUUCACCUCUGGGACAACUGGGCUCCCCAAGGCGGCGGUGAUCACUCACCUGCAGAGCCUGAAGGCAGCAGCAGGGUUCUGGGCAUUCGGAGCCACUCAAGAGGAUGUGAUGUACAUCUGUCUGCCGCUGUACCACAGCGCCGCCUCCUUGAUCGGGAUAGGAGGAACCAUAAAGCUAGGUGCCACCUGCGUCUUGAAGAAGAAGUUCUCGGCCUCCCAGUUCUGGAAGGACUGUAGGAAACAUGACGUUACUGUUUUCCAGUAUAUUGGUGAACUCUGCAGGUACCUCUGCAACCAGCCCAAGACAGACGAGGAUAAGGUUCACAAGGUGCGGAUGGGAGUUGGGAACGGUCUGCGGCAGGACGUCUGGCGGGAGUUCCACAGUCGCUUUGGGAACGUUCAGAUGUGCGAGGUGUACGGCUCCACCGAGGGAAACCUGUGUUUCAUGAACCACGUUGGCAAGAUCGGAACUGUGGGCCGCUCCAACUUCUUCUACAGGCUCCUGUUCAAGUAUGACCUGAUAAAGUACGACAUGGUGAAGGAUGAACCGGUCACCGAUCACAAUGGUUUCUGUCAGCGAGUGGAAAUGGGCGAGACGGGGCUUUUGCUGUCCAAGGUGAGCGCCACCAGCCCCUUCUUUGGCUACGCUGGGAGCAAGCAGCUGACCGAGAAGAAGCUGAUGAGGAACGUGUUUGUGAAGGGCGACGCCUACUUCAACACGGGAGACCUCAUGGCUGAAGACCUGGAGGGCUUCAUCUGCUUCAGGGACCGGGUGGGAGACACCUUCAGGUGGAAGGGUGAAAAUGUAGCAACGACGGAGGUGACAGAGACUCUCGGGCUGGUGGAUUUCAUCCAAGAAAUCAAUGUAUACGGAGUAGAAAUACAAGGGCACGAGGGCAGAGCGGGCAUGGCGGCCAUGAUCGUACGACCGGGACACGUGUUCGAUGGGAAGAAGCUGUUCGAGCACGUGUUAAGGGAAAUCCCAGCGUACGCCCGGCCACUCUUCAUACGGCUUCAGGAGGAGAUGGAAAUGACGAGCACCUUCAAGCAGCAGAAGUUCCAUCUGGUUCAGAGCGGCUUCAACCCCGCGACCAUCUGUGAUCUUCUCUAUGUGUUGGACUACUCGCAGGAGAGCUACAUUCCUCUAACAGACAGUAUCUACCAGAGCAUCAUCGCCGGAGAACGCAAGCUAUAGAACCCCCCUAGUAAGGAAGGGAUGACUCAGCUGGCAGAUGGAUAGAACUGAGCUGUGCAGGCUGCGGCGCGUUACGUUCAGAGGAAACCAGCGGGCCUACAGUCCUGAUUCACUGAAGUGUGAAUGAAGCCAUCGCCCGGUCCGUGGUGAGAAGCCAUGAUGAGUUGAUCAAACACUGUGAACAGUAAUGUCUCUGAGAUUUCUAUGUUAACAAAGAUCACAUUAGUAAUGUGAACCUGAACGCAUCACCAUG